This is a messenger RNA of Penicillium nucicola, 453 nucleotides long. RefSeq lists its product as uncharacterized. The transcript has 2 exons. The record is from RefSeq and is a predicted model, not a curated record. Lineage: Eukaryota; Fungi; Ascomycota; Eurotiomycetes; Eurotiales; Aspergillaceae. The coding region runs from base 1 to 453 and encodes 150 amino acids.
AUGCGUUUCACCCAGGCUUUCUUUAUGGCUAUGGUGGCCACCUCGGCCAUCGCCGCCGCCAUUCCGGACAUCCAGCCCAUCGCUGUUCUCCCUCGUCAUGAGGAGACCGUCAUUCCCGACAAGCAGAAGUAUGAUCGUCGUGAGAUCGACACUGUCAUCCCAGACAAGCAGAAGUACGACCGCCGUGAGGUCGACACUGUCAUCCCCGACAAGCAGAAGUAUGACCGCCGUGAGGUCGACACUGUCAUCCCCGACAAGCAGAAGUAUGACCGUCGUGAGGUCGACACUGUCAUCCCCGACAAGCAGAAGUACGACCGCCGUGAGGUCGACACUGUCAUCCCCGACAAGCAGAAGUACGACCGCCGUGAGGUCGACACUGUCAUCCCCGACAAGCAGAAGUAUGACCGUCGUGAGGUCGACACUGUCAUUCCCGACAAGCAGAAGUACGACUAA